UGCGUGCUUAAGCCUGCCCGAAAAUGUUCUCCAGUGUUGUUGGAUUUCGAAGGAGCGCAGGACUUUGCGAUGAAAUAAUACAGUUUUUCCCGUGAAGAGAACAAAAACAAACCGCAUGAUUUUAAACUGAAGUUAUUCGCAUCGCCUUUAAGUGGUGAAACUGUGGUUUUGGGAGACUCCAACGGGAAGUUUGUGUGAUCGUUUUUCCUGGAGUGAUGUCGAAUCCUGGGACUCGGAGGAACGGGUCCAGCAUCAAAAUCCAACUGACAGUAUUAUGUGCCAAGAACCUCGCAAAGAAAGACUUCUUUCGCCUGCCAGACCCAUUUGCCAAGGUUGUGGUGGACGGAUCAGGUCAGUGCCACUCUACAGACACAGUCAAAAGCACACUGGACCCCAAAUGGAACCAGCACUACGACCUCUAUAUAGGAAAGACAGACUCCAUCACCAUCAGUAUAUGGAAUCACAAAAAAAUUCAUAAACGACAGGGGGCCGGCUUCCUAGGCUGCAUACGACUUCUCUCCAAUGCUAUCAGCAGGCUAAAAGACACAGGAUACCAGCGUCUAGAUCUGUGUAAACUCAACCCUUCAGAUAGCGAUGCAGUCCGGGGGCAGAUUGUAGUGAGUUUACAGACGCGAGACCGCAUCGGCAGCGGAGGCCCGGUGGUGGACUGCAGAGGACUGUUGGAAAAUGAUGGGCCUUUGUUUGAAGGAUGUUUCAGUGAAGAGCCGCUGCCCUACUCUGACUCCACUGGUGCAGCGGGGGGCGGGAACUGCCGGCUUGACUCGCCCAGUCAGGAGAGCCGCCUUCAGACACUGCGAAUCAGAGGGCAGGACUCUAGAGGCCAUGGGCACACCCCUCAGAACAGACCUCACGGGCACCAACCGCCUGAUCUGCCAGAGGGUUACGAGCAGCGAACAACAGUGCAGGGUCAGGUGUACUUUCUUCACACACAGACAGGAGUCAGCACCUGGCACGACCCUCGGAUACCGCGGGACCUGGCCAGUGUGAGCUGUGAGGAGCUCGGCCCGCUGCCAGUGGGCUGGGAGGUCCGAAGCACCGUGUCCGGUCGGAUCUACUUUGUGGACCACAACAAUCGAACCACACAGUUCACAGACCCGCGCCUACACACCAUUAUCAGCCAGCAGUCCCAAGCCAAGGAAUCCUCCCAAGGCCCCCAGAUGGAUGUUGGGGGUGAGGAUGGGGUAGGUGGAGGAGUGGGCAGCGGGGGAGGGGAUGGAGAUGUGGCAGCACGCUACGAGAGAGACUUGGUCCAUAAGUUGAAGCUGCUCCGUCAUGAGCUGUCCUUGCAGCAGCCUCAAGCAGGACACUGCCGCAUAGAGGUGUCCCGAGAGGAGAUCUUUGAGGAGUCGUAUCGGCAGAUAAUGAAGAUGAGACCCAAAGACCUGAAGAAGCGUCUGAUGGUGAAGUUCAGGGGAGAGGAGGGCCUGGACUAUGGUGGAGUGGCCAGGGAGUGGCUGUACUUGCUGUGUCAUGAAAUGUUGAACCCCUACUACGGCCUGUUCCAGUACUCCACAGACAAUAUCUACACGCUACAGAUCAACCCCGACUCCUCCAUCAACCCUGACCACCUGUCGUAUUUCCAUUUUGUGGGUCGUGUGAUGGGCUUGGCUGUGUUUCAUGGUCACUACAUCAAUGGGAGCUUCACGCUGCCUUUCUACAAACAGCUCCUAGGUAAACCAAUCCAGCUCAACGACCUGGAGACCACCGACCCCGAGUUACACAAGAGCCUCGUCUGGAUACUAGAGAACGACAUCACUUCAGUCCUCGACCACACUUUCUGCGUAGAGCACAAUGCCUUUGGCAAAUUUCUACAACAUGAGCUCAAACCAAAUGGACGUAAUAUCCCUGUAACUGAGGAGAACAAGAAGGAAUACGUAAGGCUUUAUGUGAACUGGAGGUUUAUGCGUGGAAUUGAAGCUCAGUUUCUGGCUCUGCAGAAGGGAUUCAGUGAGCUCAUCCCCCAACACUUCCUCAAACCCUUCGACCAUAAAGAACUUGAGUUGAUCAUUGGUGGACUGGGGAAGAUCGACCUUUCAGACUGGAAGACCAACACCCGCCUGAAGCACUGCACGAGUGAAAGCAACGUGGUGCGGUGGUUCUGGCAGGCAGUGGAGGCCUUCAGUGAGGAGAGGAGAGGGCGCCUGCUGCAGUUUGUCACCGGCUCCACCAGGGUCCCACUACAGGGGUUCAAAGCGCUGCAGGGCUCUACAGGUUCUGCAGGCCCAAGGCUCUUCACCAUCCAUUUGAUAGACGCCAACACAGACAACCUGCCCAAGGCCCAUACGUGUUUUAACAGGAUAGACAUCCCUCCCUACGAGUCUUACGAGAAGCUCUAUGAGAAACUGCUGACAGCUGUGGAGGAGACCUGUGGCUUCGCUGUGGAGUGAUGAAUCCACAACCAGAACCAACACACAACUGCACUUGCACUUGCACACAACUAUUUGACUUUUUACAUAUAUACAUACACAUAAACAAAAUAUCAAGUAUACAGAGCAGCCAAGCAUCACAAGAACACUCACAAUCUCUUGCCACCUCUUCACCGCCGGACUGUUGGGGGUUAAAGGAGGAAGCACAGCAAGAGGAGGAAAAAAAAUACAAAAAAGGAAAAAGAGUAUUUUAAAAUUUGUAAAAUGUUUUGAAGAAGCAUUUUUAUCCUUCCGUUUUAACAAGCUAUGAUGUCAGUCUUGAGAAUGUCUAACCUCCACCUCAGCUUUGACUCCAGUCACACUCGAAUGCCUGGACAGAAUCAGCCAAUCACAUGCGAGCGUUCACACCGAGACUGUGAGGAACAAGUUGGGACUGAUUGUCUCUGUGUCUGACGUGCUGAUCAAUUGACUAGUACUCAUGCUUCAUGUUUUACCACUGUCGUGUAUUAGAAGGUGUGCAUGUGUUUGUGCAUGUAAGACGAGAGUGUGAGCUUAUAAUUGUGUGUGUGUGUGUGAGACAGAGAGAG
Messenger RNA from Monopterus albus (swamp eel), 2974 nucleotides. It is a transcript of the gene smurf1, whose product is annotated as SMAD specific E3 ubiquitin protein ligase 1. Gene Ontology annotation, biological process: proteasome-mediated ubiquitin-dependent protein catabolic process; negative regulation of BMP signaling pathway; protein ubiquitination. The record is from RefSeq and is a predicted model, not a curated record. Gene Ontology annotation, molecular function: SMAD binding; ubiquitin protein ligase activity. Lineage: Eukaryota; Metazoa; Chordata; Actinopteri; Synbranchiformes; Synbranchidae. Bases 216 to 2408 code for a protein of 730 amino acids. The transcript has 18 exons. Gene Ontology annotation, cellular component: cytoplasm.